AUGUUACUGCUCAAAGGGAAGACUCGCCAUGUUUUAAUAACCUUGUCCUCAAUUAUCUUCAUUGCCGUACUCGGCAAUUUCCACAACACGCUCCUCUCCAUUCCCGUCACACGCAUCAUCUCCAACUCCCAGCACAGCUUUCCACAGCCCUUCAACAUCGAUAGUCCGAUAAAUCUGGAUGGUACCAAGAAACACACGGUCCUGCGCUCAGUAUCGACUCCAGACGGGCGAUACUUCGACGUCAAGUUCGGCGACCACAACGGCUCCGCGAACGUCAACUUCGUGCCCCAUCCGCACUGGAAUGACACCUGGGUUAUCGUCGCCCAGAAGCCGAAAAGCAAGAUCCCCCAGACCGUGUGGUUUGCCGAGAUCGUCUGCAACGCGCAGUUCACCGCCGCCCGCGUGCUCUCCUGCAUCGAGCCCCCCGGCAUCCUGCCCGUCACCGCCACCGCCGGCGACAAGUGCAGAGGCACCAAGCUCGACUAUCUGGAGAAUUCCAUCGGCCCGCGCGACGCGCGCAUCUUCUACGGGCCCAAGAGCCCCUACGUGAUCUUUGGCUCCAACGGCGUCGAGACGGCCUGCAUGGGCAUGUGGAUCGAGGACUUCCGCGUGCUGGUCGACUGGGGCCUGGAGAGCUACGACGACACCAAGUACCGCCACGCGACGAAGUUGCGCCGCCCCGGCACUUACACGGGCAUGGAGAAGAACUGGUUCGUGUUCUGGGACUUCCAGGGGAACUACUACGCGCACUACCACGUCUCGCCGAGGCGCGCCUUCGCGCAGCUCAACAACGAUGGCUCCGUGGGCGAGGACCUCGCAUCAAGGGCUACGACAGACGAGCAGUGCCUAGAAGCGAGGAUGCCCGCUGCUACGCGCGACCACGAGGAGAUCCACCAGGCGACCAACUCGCUGGCCGUCACCAUGUGCAAGCGUGCGGACCCGGCGUGCCAGGCGACGGCGCAGAACACGUUCAUCUUCACCCUGUUCCACUACAAGAGCUACUACCAGUAUCACGGGGAGUACGAGCCGUACGUGAUGAUGUUCCGGCAGUCCGCCCCGUUCGAUCUGCAUUCGAUCUCGGAGAAACCGCUGUGGAUUCACGGCCGGGGUGGCGAGGGGACGGGCAAGAAGCAUGCGAAUUGGAAAGAGGGGCUUGGUAAGUGGACGCAGACCGAGAUGGUCUACGUGACGAGCAUCGCCUGGAAGCAGAAGGGACUGAAAUACCACGGCUAUCUCGACGAUGUGCUGCUUAUUGGAUUCGGCGUCGAGGACGAGCAUGCCGGUGGUAUUGACGUAGUGGUUGGAGAUCUGUUUGAGAAUUUGGCACCGUGUUAUGGACUCUAA
Messenger RNA from Drepanopeziza brunnea f. sp. 'multigermtubi' MB_m1, 1344 nucleotides. RefSeq lists its product as uncharacterized. Lineage: Eukaryota; Fungi; Ascomycota; Leotiomycetes; Helotiales; Drepanopezizaceae. The record is from RefSeq and is a predicted model, not a curated record.